UAGGAACGAUUCAAUGUUAACGCUUCAACACCUCUUAAUAUAUGCUUGAUUCCCAAAGCUUUUCGUAAAUGGAUUAAACCAAAAAUAUAUAAACCUUUAAUACCUAAUCCGUCGGAACUGGGGCCAAGUCAUUCACCAUGAUAUGCUUACAAAAUCAAAUAGAUUGUGGGCAUAUGUUUUGUUUAUACAAGACUUCCUUUGGCCUUAGGGCUGAUUCAGAGUUUUGUCACAAAUGAAUCAGUUUAUUUUAAGCGUAAUGGAAAGCCAAAGCGCACGAAAAGAACUCUCUCGUUGGCCAUCGGCGUCAAACGUUAUUUUCAACCAGGCGAUCAUCGAAGGCGACGUGGCGAAGGUGAAAUUUUUGUUGAAAUACGGUGGGAAACAGAUUGCGCUCAAUGAAAGGAACAAACUCGGUUUGACUCCUUUACAGCAAAGUUGUGUUGACGGUAAUCUUUCGCUAGUGAUGUUACUUCUUGAUCAUGGAGCUGAUAUUGAAGGCAAGGACUUAAAUGGCUGGACGCCGCUUCAUUUCGCAAUAAUCGCUGGUCACUGCAAUAUUACCAGUUUGCUUAUAGAUUCAUGUGCGAACUUGGCAAGCGUCGAUGGUAAGGGUCGCUUACCCGUCGAUCGUGCUCAGACUGAAGAAAUGUUGGUUUUGAUUACACGAGCUAUGGAGAACGCUGGGUAUGUAGAAACAGCGCGUUUGUAUCUGGAAAAAUGGGGUUUACGAUCUCUCUCAUCUGAAGACGAAAUGUCAUCAUCUUUGUGUCAAGAAAGUACUGAAUUUUCUGAAGCAAAUAGUGUUACGGACAUUAGGCAACCUUCGAACGACAAAACGAUUUGUAGUAAAAAUCAAAAUAUUCAAGAUUUCGUUAUGCAAACCAAGUGUGAAUUGGUUUGGUCGAAGUCAUCAUAAAUUUUCUUAUCAGUGUGGAAUACAUUUUCUUCCAGGGGCGAUUUGAUAAAGGAGCGAUUUUUCAAAGCAAAGCAAAAUAACAAUAAAAAAUUAAACUUCCAGGUGAUCCAGGAGUGUUCUAUUAAAUAAAAAUUCGCUUUAAUAUAUUCCACAACAUCAACAAAUCGAGGAGAACGAAUAAUUGAAUUGUGACAGAUUGCAAAUGCCGUUAAUUUUUUUCAUAAGCCUGUUUACUUAGGAUCAGGAAAAUGGUGGGAUUGGCUUUCGCGUGUAACUGAAAUUCUCCGUUAAAGUUCCAAUCGAAAUGAUAGAAGUGUUGUUAAAAAUAGCCAGGGAAAUCCAGUGGGAUGUCACAGCAUUUUAGAAAGCUUAAGUUUGAAAAUAACGUCAUGUAACAAACGCUAUAAAAUAAGCUGUGACAAUUCAACCACGUUUAUACGAUUUUCAUCAGUAAAAAUAUGAGCCGUAAAUAUUAAAAAUCAAAA
Messenger RNA from Pocillopora damicornis (cauliflower coral), 1401 nucleotides. RefSeq lists its product as uncharacterized. Lineage: Eukaryota; Metazoa; Cnidaria; Anthozoa; Scleractinia; Pocilloporidae. Gene Ontology annotation, cellular component: cytoplasm. The record is from RefSeq and is a predicted model, not a curated record. Gene Ontology annotation, molecular function: protein binding; enzyme inhibitor activity; phosphatase regulator activity.